Molecule: messenger RNA, 1536 nt
Organism: Durusdinium trenchii
Lineage: Eukaryota; Dinophyceae; Suessiales; Symbiodiniaceae
Source: the annotation of a GenBank genome assembly
AUGGGCCCAUCAAGAAGACGCCCGAGUUCGAUGCCGGCGGCUUGCGCGUCAAGGAGCAAUCCUUUGCAGGCGCAGAGUACGUGUGGCUGCCAGGCUGGCCUUUGUGGGGGCUCCUAUUAUCGUACUGCCGCUAUCCUGGAUGCCUUUGCAGACGAGAAUGUUGCCAAGAUCGACUGGAAUAUGCUCGGCGAGAAGUUCAGCAAGGAGAUCUAUUCUUCAGAUUUUGCCAUGCAGUUUGCCCUGGCGGCAAGGGGCUGGACGAUCAUGCCCUGGGAGGAAUCCGCUCAGAUGCACGAGGACAAGGAGGUUCCCAUGUCUGGACCGAAAGACGCCGCCUUCCGCCACUACUCCGGGCCCGUGGGAAAGCCGACCUAUGAGCUGAAGUGGAAGAAAGAAGAUAGCAAGUUGGCGAAGGAGCGGCCAGCGAAGUAUCAGGGCAAAGAUCCGAACUGCCAAGUUUGCUACAGCUUUCAACGCUACGUGGAGCUAUGGGGCUCUUCCAAGUGUACCAACAGCUUGCCCUUCGAGCAGCUUGGUAUUCAGAUCUCCUGCUGCAGCGAUAUCACCCCAAGCUCCAGACAUCGGAGCCAUGCCAUCCAGACAUCGGAAGCCUUUGUGGUUCGAAAGCUCAAAGAAGUGUUCCCAGGAUCACCGAUCCACAUCAUGAGUGACGGCGGAGCAGACUUUGGGCCUUUGUGCCAACAAGAAGGUUGUACCUUCAGCAUGUGUCCACCGGCCAACGAUCGCUGGCAUCCCUGGCCCUUCUUCCGAAGGCUCUAUGACGCUGCGGUGAGCUUGAAGACGGAAUUUGUGAUCAUGUUGGAGCCUGACAAUACGAUCCACGGUCCCAUCAAGAAGCGUCCGCAGUUCGAUGCGGGCGGCGUGCUGGUGCGCGACCGCAGCUUUGCCGGCGCGGAUUAUGUGGAGAAGCUGGCCAAGAAGAGAGUCUCAGGGUACAAGAAGCUUGGACUCUGUGGUGGCUCCUACUACAAACGUGAAGCAAUUCUAGAUGCACUGUCAGAUGAGCGUGUGGCCGAGAUAGAUUGGUGGCUCGCCACUAGCCGUGCACUGAAUCCGCCGCCCAGGAACAUGCUGGGUGAACGCUUCACCAAAGAGAUCUACUCCUCCGACUUCGCUCUUCAGUAUGCCUUGGCUGCGAGAGGCUGGACCAUCAUGCCCUGGGAAGAAGCAGCGCAGAUGCACAACAGCAAGGAGAUUCCCAUGGCGGGACCCAAAGAUGCCACGUUUCGGCACUACUCGGGUCCCGUUGGGAAGCCCACCUACGAGCUGAAGAUGAGGAAAGAGGACAACCACUUGGUGAAAGACCAACCUGCCAAAUUCCGCGGGAAAGAUUCGAACUGCCAGUUGUGCUACAAUCUCACCCGCUACAAGGCCAUGUAUGGCUCCUCACAAUGCACCAAUGAGAUUCCGUUUACCUUCUCCAAGGUCUUAAUGGAUCGGUACCACCCGGAGCUCAAGACCCGGAAGUGUGAUUUACCCUGGUUGUGUGAGCCGGGCAAGAAGCUUGGCACCUAG